Seminavis robusta is the source of this 2160-nucleotide messenger RNA. The record is from the annotation of a GenBank genome assembly. Lineage: Eukaryota; Bacillariophyta; Bacillariophyceae; Naviculales; Naviculaceae.
AUGUUGAAUCUCAGGGUGCGGGUCGCAGCAAUGUCAGCAGGAGCCAAGAAAGUCAGUCAGAGUCAGAUCAACAAUUUCACUUCUGCCUAUGUGUUCCUCCAAUCGUUGACCCCCACGUCACCAGACGAUGACUGGGUGGGCAUGUCUGCUGUUGAAGAGGUGUUCUAUGUCAAUUUAGGCCAGAGAGAUGUCAGCGUCUUCCGAAGAGUUCGAGAAGAAACAACAAACAUGGGUUUUAUUGAAUGGGGUCAGAUUGACACUGAGACUUUUGGAGAUUCUGAGGUAGAGUUGGCAUCGCCCAGUGACUUUGAUAGCACUGCGAGCAAUGCAUUGCUGCGGCUUACGAAUCAGGGGAGUGAAAUGCUCUCGAGAGGUCCACCGGCAAACGUUCAUGGGGAAAGCACCCAUGUUGAAUCUCAGGGUGCGGGUCGCAGCAAUGUCAGCAGGAGCCAAGAAAGUCAGUCAGGAGUCAGAUCAACAAUUUCAACUUCUGCCUAUGUGUUCCUCCAAUCGUUGACCCCCACGUCACCAGACGAUGACUGGGUGGGCAUGUCUGCUGUUGAAGAGGUGUUCUAUGUCAAUUUAGGCCAGAGAGAUGUCAGUGUCUUCCGAAGAGUUCGAGAACAAGCAACAAGCAUGGGUUUUAUUGAAUGGGGUCAGAUUGACACUGAGACUUUUGGAGAUUCUGAGGUAGAGUUGGCAUCGCCCAGUGACUUUGAUAGCACUGCGAGCAAUGCAUUGCUGCGACUUACGAAUCAGGGGAGUGAAAUGCUCUUGAGAGGUCCACCGGCAAACGUUCAUGGGGAAAGCACACCUGUUGCUUCUCAGGGUGCUGUGAGCCCAAGCAAUGCUUCUUUGGAGGCGACUGCCGCAGUGACCGCCAUUCAGCACUACCCGCUACCCGCCUUCAAGGCACCACCCAAAUGUCCAGAUAUGAAAUCAUUUUUGCAGUGUAUCUUUGGCAAGUUGGCUUCCAGCAAGCCCUUCGGUUGGGUCAGCAUGAAUCUUGCUGUUGCCAACUUUGCGUUGGCUUAUGGUCCUUCCGAGGCUUCAAUGCCGAAUCUCGAGGCCAGGCGGGACUAUGUCGCUCCCGAUCUUGCAUCAUGGUGUUUAUCGGCAAGGCAAGACAAGCUUCUGGAGUGGGGACGAAGUGACCCUUCCAAGCAUGAUCUAGUUCAGGUGUGUGGCCACGGACAAGUUGAGGGGCACAGCAUGGAUGCGUUUUUGAGGCUUUCAGAUGCUGGGCAUAAUGUUGCAUACCCGAAUGAAAAACGAGGCUCCAAAACAUCAGCCAGCUGGUGGCACAGUUCCGUGGAGUCAGGCUUGCAACAUCACCAGCAAACACAAUCAUCACCACGCGAUGAUUCCAGCAGACGCUCUUCGAAUGCUUCUGCUGUCGAAGAGCGCAGAAGACGGUCCGGGAGAGCCUCGAUUAGUAGCCAUGAAUCUGGUGGACAUCACCAUGGACAUUCUCGGUCAUCGGCCACAAAUGCGGCGAUCGGAAGGACGUACUCAAGAGACAGUGCUUCUACCGCUCGCAGUGCUGAUCGUAGAAGUGCUGAUUCGGAUUUAGGUUCCAGGUCAUCCAGAAGAGAAGAUCGGAGAGACAGCCAACAUUCUGGAGGUGGAGGCAGCCGUGGCAGUUUUGAACGGAGCGGCAGCCAUCACUCCGAAGGACAACGCAGCAAUCACGCUGAAAGUCCAGCUAUCAUUGAUGCUGGUGGUAAUCCGGACUGGUUCCUUCCGAACACAUAUCGGGGACGAACUCGAUGUCAACAUUUCAAAGGGGUCGAAAUUGAGAGAGAUAACUGCAGAUUUGGUAUCAAGUGCCAUUAUGCUCACGUGCAGCCGCGAUUUGGAAGCCAGUACAUGGAUUACUGGUACGAGGAAGCUAGGAGCGUACCUGUUCCUCUGUUGGACAAUGUGAUCUUCGGAAAACGCACAUACAUGGACGAAUGGGGUCGGACGCAAAAAGAAAUCACAGCAGUUUAUCAAGACCCCAACACGAUGAUAUAUUAUCUGGCGGAGGGAGGCAAGACGCGCCUUGAUGGGCAGUUCAAUUGGUACCCAACCACGGAUGCGGCGAAAUCAGCUUUGGAGUUCUCGUACGUCUUCAGUCAGCCACGCUAUGCGGAACAAUAUCGAAGAGUUAGCAGGUAG